Messenger RNA from Falco peregrinus (peregrine falcon), 5056 nucleotides. RefSeq names its product protein phosphatase 1 regulatory subunit 3B (gene PPP1R3B). NCBI's taxonomy places the organism in Eukaryota, Metazoa, Chordata, Aves, Falconiformes, Falconidae. Gene Ontology annotation, cellular component: protein phosphatase type 1 complex. The transcript has 2 exons. The record is from RefSeq and is a predicted model, not a curated record. Bases 1596 to 2456 code for a protein of 286 amino acids. Gene Ontology annotation, molecular function: protein phosphatase 1 binding; glycogen binding. Gene Ontology annotation, biological process: regulation of glycogen biosynthetic process.
UGGGGUAUCAAAUCGGCUGAAAAUUUGUAAAAGCACAGAGCAUGGCCUGAUAGUGGGUAUGAAAAGCACUUACUAUAGUUCUUAGCUUGAAAAAAGCUCCAAGUAAUGCAAAUCAGGCUGGCUAUUUCAUGCCUCUUUGUUAUAAAAAUGUGACUAACCAAGGCCUACUAAGAAACCUGACUUUUCAGCAGUUGUGGGGAUUCAGCUGAAUAAAUUUCCCUGGGAAAAGAUGCAAUGCAGAUAAAACUGGCCCAAGUAAGAGAGAGGUGUUGGAGGCUGCAUUAAUUUAAAGGAAGAAAUGACCUAUAUAAAGUGUGUGUGAAUUAAAAACUUGGCAAAACCAGGUAGAGAUGAGCGGAAUGGCAUUAGUGGACAGGUGGAUCUACUGUCUGUCUUGUACAGCUGCCCUUGAGCUGGAAGGAGGCAAUGCAGAAGGAGUUGUGUUGGGAAGCAAGCUUUGGCACAUGUGCUAUCAAUAAACAGAUGCCCUUGCUGAAUGGAUGCUGUGGAAGCCUGCUCAGAGCUGUUCUGUUGGUGUUGCAGGGUGGGGAGUUAAAGCACUGAAUUGGAGAGCAUAGCUCUCGCUUUUUCUUGGCAUGGGGGCAGCAAUCGAGUACUAGAGCUGGCUGUGCGUGGCUUUGGCAGCUGGAGCUGUGCUGCAUCACAUGGCCAGUGGCUGCUGCUACUGCUCCUGGCUUGUCCUAUUCUGUGUGGUGGGAGCAGCUUUGGAGCCUGGCUUGCAGCCAGAUGGGAUUUUUAUUAAGGUAAUACUUUGUGUUUAAGGUCAGCUGCAAUGCAGUUGACUUAAGGGGGGAUGAGUGUGAUAAAUCUGUCCAGUGGUUUAUCCAGAGCCAGGCCAAAAAGUCUGCCAAAAGCAUCUAGCCUAACCUUGGUGUAAGGGCAGGAGCGAUAGGUAUGAUGUUCUGGGAGCUGCCUGGCUGCGGAGGCAACUCCAGGGCUACAUCUGGCAAGGUGCUGGGUGGGAGCUUCCCUAGAGUGGGUGCACAGAGACGGACAGUGUUACAUCCCUGGAGAACAGGCUGGGCACUGGAGGAGGGGAGCCCGUGGUAGAGGGGCACACAAGUCCUUGCCCCAAAAGGCACAGGCUGUUUCCAAAGGCUCUGUCAGCCUUGAGUAGGUGGGUUGUGUUUGGCAGAGCCCUGUGGCUAUGUAGGUGUUUCCGAGGGGCUCGGUGCUAGCAUGAUGGAGGCUUGAUGUGUGAGCUCUGUGCUGGAGGUAAAACUUUCUGGGCCAUCUGAGCUGACGUCUGUUUUAAAGUGCAGUAGGGGAAAGGGGUUCCUCUCGGUGCAGAGCAAUGUCAGCUGAGUCUCUACCCUGCUGCUGUACCAGACUGUUGCUAUCCUUACAAUGCCACUUGCAGGUAUUUCAGAUGGAGCAGUUAAGGGAGGCAGUGAUGAGCGAUACCUGUAGCUCAACCAAACGAGGCUUUUUAGCCUCUAAAAAUACCAGACCUUUGGGGUUUUAUGAAAGGUGAGGUCAGUUGCAUACAGCAGCUUGUGACAAACUGAGUUCCUGCUCCUACAAAAGCAUCCGAUGCUCUGAGAGUACUAGACUAUUUUCCUCACAAACAAGCAAUGGCUGUGGAUGUAGCAAUGCAGUUAUACCUGUGCUCCUCACCCCUGCGAAGAGAGAAGUGUGCCUGCAAAAUUGCUCCAAAGCCAAGCAAGCCACUGCGGCCCUGCAUCCAGCUGAGUAGCAAGACUACGCUGAAUGGACCAGAAGAGGCAGCAAACACCUUCACACACAACAAAGUGAAGAAGAGGGUGUCCUUUGCAGAUAGCAGAGGCUUUGCUCUGACAAUGGUGAAGGUGUUCUCGGAGUUUGAUGACCCGCUAGAUAUUCCUUUCAACAUCACUGAGCUGAUAGACAACAUCGUGGGUCUGACAACAGUGGAGAGGGACAGCUUUGUCCUGGAUUUUGUUCAGCCCUCUGUGGACUACCUGGACUUCAGAAACCGCCUCCAGGCAGACUGCGUCUGCCUCGAAAACUGUAUGCUGAAGGAGCGAUCCAUUGUGGGAACAGUGAAGGUGAAGAACCUUGCUUUUGAAAAGACUGUGAAGAUCAGGAUGACGUUUGACACCUGGAAAAACUUUGUGGAUCACCCAUGCCAGUAUGUCAAGGAUACGUAUGGAGGGUCAGAUCGGGACACAUUUUCCUUUGACAUCAGCUUGCCUGAGGGAAUUCAAUCCCAUGAAAGAGUAGAGUUUGCCAUCUCCUUUGAGUGCAAUGGAAAGGUGUACUGGGACAGCAACAGGGGCACAAAUUACAGGAUUGUACGUUCAGAACUGAAAUCUGCCCAGGAAGCUGUCAGCCCCCCACAGGGCCCUGACUUUGGCAGUGCUUUUGACCAGUUUGGGAGCCCUCGAUGCUCCUACGGCCUCAUUCCUGAGUGGCCCAGCUAUUCUGGCUACGAGAAGCUAGGGCCUUACUAUUGACCCAAGGACAAAGUCCUGAUUGACUGUUGCUGGCGCGUCAGCAGGCCUGAAAGCCGGUCUGAAGGUGGAGUGUAUGGAAAGGUGGAAGAAGUAUGGCUCCACGUAGCUUUGCAUAAGCCUCACAGCAAAACCAGAUGUGCAGUGCUCUGCUGGCAGUGGGCUUGUAGUCAGGGAAGCGUCCCUGGCAAAACGGGCUGCCUUUCCUGCCCCAGCUCAGAUAACUGGCUCUCUGGAUGCUCAGAGGACCAGGAGCUGUUGCUCAUGCAUCUCCUCAGUGCUGCUACUCCUUCCUCUUCUAUAAAGCUGCUAGUCUCCAGGGGAACACUACAGUGCUUAUAUCGUCUGUUGAAGCUGCGUAGUGGUGGCUGGUUUGUAUUGCUUGCCUAGUGUUAAAAGGCUUUUUCAGAAUGUUCUAGUAUUAUAUUUAGUGGGCUGUCCUUACAAAGCUGGCCCAUGCCUGUCUGGUAAUAGUAGGGGGCUUGUGGGGAACGGGGUCCUCUCCUUGCACGCAUCCUUGUAGUGUGAGGCCCUUCCUGCUGGAGGCAGAAAGGGUGUUUUGGAGACAAAGAAUGCGACUGUGAUGACAGGAAAUAUGGCCCUGCAGCCUGCCAUAUUAGGAGACGUGUGCCUGUGCAAGAGGAUCUGAUCUGCUUAGUCACCAGUUGUUUUAUCAGCUGAUCUUAAAAAAACUCUCAUUAUAUCCUUGGUGUUACCAAAAAUAGAGAUUAGCUGUAGCUGUGUGGUGUUUGUAACACAGCCAUGGGUCAACAGCCUUGACUGCCUUCUUCAGAACCUUCCUGUUUCUUUAAUCACAAGUGAUGGGUGAUGCUUUUUUCCCCUUAAUGGACAUUUGAAGUCAGCUGUUGGCCGUGCUGGGCCCUGAAAAUGCAGUUCUUCCUCCUAUGGACUGUAAACCAGGGUUUUGUCCAGCUGGGGCCUAGAGUCCUGUGCAGGAGGCUGUGCUCAGGUGUUACAGGAGCUAAAUACAAAUGGACCGCAUGGCUGCUCUGUGCUGUGUCUGUUACAAGAAGGUGACUGUUGUGUACCUGCUGCAGUGGAAGUGCCUUGACUGAGGAAGGGGUGUUAACAUGCAAUCCCAGCAAUGCUUUGGGAUAAACAGGCUUUGGAAAUAACAUUGCUUUUAAAAAAGAUCUCCUAAUGGUUUGUUACUGGGUGCCCUGGACUGCUUGGCAGCUAAUGGCAUGGCAGUCCUCACCUGUGAGGAUGCUGUGGCUGUACUGGAUGAACAUCAAUGUGCUGGGCCUGCCUCACUGUUGUGGCAGUAGCUGCCAUCUCAACCUGUAAAUGCCCGAACUUUGCAUCUCUGUGUCCAUAAGAAGCGGCUCACUCCACCUGUGCAAAGAACUAGCCAUAAGAAGUGUGAGAUGGGUCAUCCUGACACCUGGAUGUGAAACAAAUCAUAGAUGUGAAGCAUCCCCAUCUUCAAAGAGGCAGCUUGUCUUCUAGGCCUGAGGUGAGGUGGCCAGCUUGUGCAGUGCCGAACAGCCUCACAAAGCUGCUUGGGUGCCAGCUGAGCAGAGUAACUUACUCCCUUGGCUCAAAGGGAGAGUGCUGAAUAGUUUGUAGAAAUAGAAGUCAAGGGAAUCUUACUUUUUUCUAGUGCAUAAGCUUUAUAUAAUUUUUUGUGCAUUGAUAAUGGCCUUUGGAUGGGCUGGAGAGAAGCAAUGGGCUAGCCUACCUAACUUCUUAAACUUAGCUUUUAAUUCUGGAGACUACUGUAUAAAAUACUUAAAAACUAUUUUACCCGAACUUAGAAAGGAUACUGUGAUCACUGUUGGAUGCUGAAAGGAGCAAGAGCUUCCAGAGAGAAUAGCUUCCCUUCAACUGCUCCUUUUCCAAAAACCUAACACCAAUGCAUGUCAUAACUGUGCUUGAUCACUUAGUCAAGGUGGUAAAUCUGCUUGCUAGUCCAGAGCUCACCACGCUUGGUUCCUCUGUUCAAACAGCUUCCUGAAUCAGCCCUUAUAACCUGCAUCUGGUCACUCUUGAAGGGACUGUUGCCUAGCUUGGCUUAAACCUGGUUUUAAACUUUAAGCAAGCUUGAGUGACACUUUUUUUUUAAGAAGUUUAUGGUGUUAAUACUGUAAGAUACUGACUGUAGAGAAGUCAUGUUCUCCUAGCAUGUUCUCAAGCCUAUGGAGAGUUGUUUGUGAGCUGAAUCAAGGCAUGUAUGUCUGGGGUACUGUGGAUGGUGGUAUCUCCUUAUGGAGCCUGUUUGGUUUUAGGUUGUGGAUGGGGUGUGUUUAGGAAGGAACGUGGAAGAUUAGCUAGAGCAAUGCCAUAAGUAAAAGCUAGGAUGGGAACUGACUAUUUGACCAAUAGCGGUUUAAAAAUACUACUUGUGGCCUUUCCCUUUUUCCCUUUUCCAUUGCUAAUGUGAACAUAGAAGCGAGGGGUUGCUUUCCUUGCUCUAUGCCUGGAAGUGCCUUGUGGGGUGUUUUGCAUGUUUGUUUUUUAAAAGAUAUUUUUGUACACAAUAUUCAAGUGGAAAAUGCACUUUAUAAUUGCUGUGUAAUGACUUUUAAAACUAUGGUUCUGUUUUUAUCUGAUUGUUAAAAUAAAGGUGGAACAAAAUGUUG